ACACGAUUCCAGGUUAAGGUGGGGCAGGGAGAGAGAGAACAUGAGCAGCAAGAAAGACAACACACAGACGAGGAAGAGGCUGCUCCAUCACCCCGCAUCCAGACACUCACACCCAGUAUGAACAUGUCCAGCAGUUCUGCUCUGAUCCAGCAGAUCUAUCCCUUCCACGAUGGCUGGAAUAUUGCCUGCUUCAUCAUCCUGCUCCUCUUCAUCCUCACCAUCCUCUCCCUCGCCACACUGGCUUUCCUCUAUGAGCUGCUGGACUGCGGAUGCUUCACCAAAACCAAAACCGUUCGUGACCUGCGCCGCCAGAGCGACGAGGUGGUUUAGUUGUAACCAUGGUGACAGCGGACACGGUCGCCAUAGGAACCCCAACAGCAGAUCGGUGGAAAAGGCUGCAGAUUUGGACAGAGCUCGUCGCCAGAUUGGAGUCCCAUAAAACACGCCAGACACAUACAGAGACAGAAGCACUCUACUCCCACUAGCUCCAACAGCACAGGUGUCUCCAUGGCUUAAAAUCUUAGAUGAGAUUUACACCAGAAAGAGAGGGAAAAACUAGCUUGUAUGUGCACGUCAUUGUCUCCUCUGCAUUCAGUAUUCCAGUACAAUUGUGUAAUGACUAUAUAAAACUGUUGAAUUUUU
Molecule: messenger RNA, 642 nt
Organism: Sinocyclocheilus grahami
Lineage: Eukaryota; Metazoa; Chordata; Actinopteri; Cypriniformes; Cyprinidae
Product: small integral membrane protein 18-like
Exons: 2
Coding region: 118-330 (70 amino acids)
Source: RefSeq, a predicted model, not a curated record